CUGAAGAUUUGCGUUUAUUUUCCAUUGUUAUUGUAUACUAUCUGCCUGACCUUGAAGGUUGUUCACGGCCUCGAGUCUAUGUGGUUUUUUAGUUCGUCACAGUUUUCAUUCUAGUUUACGUUCAUCUCGGUGCAUUGCUGAUAAUUCCCGCUUGUUUUUGUCCCAGCAACUGUCCUGUUUUAUGGUCCUUAUUCAUAGCUGAUCCCUAUUUCGUGCCGUUUCAUGCAGACAUUUUUUCAGCUAUACCCAAGCAACAAAUAACGAGGAAUAAAGAGGAGAUAAAGCGGACGAAAGUGUACACAUAGUGCACAAUUGUGCAUUACAGACACCGAAAUAACGCUUACAUAGUUCAUUCUAAAAUCUGAAUACUGGACGUAAUACUAUGCCUCGAAAUUACGAGUUUUCUGAUUGUCUAUACAAUCCUACUUUACCUUGCAUCUAUUACCCGACAUUCUUUAAGUUAUCUAAGUGCAAUUCAACUCUGACUAAUGCUUUAAGAGCAGCAUUUGUACAGGUGGAGAAUCAGUAUCCAGGGUUUAGCGAACAGUUUAUCAUUCGCUUGUUACAGCGUCUUGGAGUUAAUGAUGAUAUAAAUCUGCCAGAGACAUACCCGGGAAUCGCUGGUGUACACACCCAACUAUGUUUAGGCAUGGAGAAUCAAAUGAUUGAUCGGAUCGAGAUUUCUGCUAACAAUUUGAAGUUGUGUUUAAGUAAAAUACCUGACGAGAUAUCUAGUAGUAACGGCUUUACCAACCUUAUAAGAGAGAUUACAGAGAUAACAGAUAAAUUUUUGGAAUCGUUGUGCAGUCACGAUAAACAGAUUUUGCAACAAAGAUCGCUGUACAACCUUAGGUUUGAGUUUAUUCAAUCAUGCAAACAAUUCAGCGAAACCUUGAAAGCAUAUAGCCGUGAUAAAAACCAAACCUCAGUUAUCUCUCGAGCAAAUCAACUAGUUCUGUGCACAAACACCAUUCUUGAUGCUCUUCGUUGUGAUAAAUGACAGUGUGAUGACCAACCCGGUUUCAGCCUAGUUGAACACUUCAGAAAUGUAAGGAGUCUCAGACGGUUUUCAAAGCUAUCUGAAGUUUUACUUCAAAUUUCAAAACAACGUAAAAGCGGGUUGGUCAAGAAACCAAUAUUUAAAAUAACGCAAAAUAUAUUCUCUGUAUUUUUAUCUCUUUCUAAACCGAUUUUUCGAUUUUUUAUUAUUGCUGUCCCUCUAUUAUUUUUGUGGUUUGUAAUUUUCCCGAAUGGGAUAAUUUCGUUUUAUGAUUCUCUCUCACUUCUGUUUGCACACGAGGAAUGGAGGUAAAAUCUUUGGUCAUGGUCAAGAUAAUUAAAUAUAAUGCAUUUUGUUUGAAACGUAAUAAUACAUUACCUAGUGGUUGUUGUGUCUCCAUAGUUUUGGUAAAUGCUUCAUGCGCUUUCAACCUGUUUAUAUUAGUAACCUGAAUUAAAGCCCCUACUAAGUUUUUGUGGUUUAUGAAACUUCAAAGUCAUUCAUUGCACUCUAUAACUUUCCACUUGUUCUUUUAAAUUAAAAUAUCAACAAUAUUGGAAGGAGAGUUAUUCAUUUUUAUUUUUAAUAAUAAGUGCAGAAUUACUGACUGACUCAAGAUGUUAAUCAUACACCAUAAAAUUCGACCGUAUUUAACUAUUUUAGUUAUUGGGAAUUUCAAUAUGAUAUUCGACCAUAUUCUGACCAUUUCAAUUAUUGAUUAUUUCAAUAUAAUAUUUGGGUGUAUUUUGACAAUAUCUGUUAUGUAUUCAUUCAGUAUGAUAUUCAUGUAAGUACUAGUUCUCUUAAUAUAAUGUCAUUAAUUCUUUGAUAGUAUCAUUUCCUCUAAAUGUACUAAUGUCUUUGAAUACCAAUUGACAACUAAAGUGUUUGGCAAUAGAAAAUUUCUCCUCAAGAUGUACCUUUAAGUAAUUUUUGUGUUCCUUGGAAAGUUGUCCUGUUCAUAGGUGACUUAUUUAGUGGUGGUUGUUUUCAGUCAUUAAAAUAAAGUCCAAGGUUUAAGGUAAUAGAACUUGUGAAUAGCAAAUGUUAUUAAUAAUCAUUUGAUUUUCCAAUGUUUAUGAUUUUAAAUAUAGUUGUGAAUUCUUACGGGUCUUUCUCGUACCUAGAUACUUUAUUAUGAAGUCAAAUUGUUCGAAAUUUAUAGUUCUUUUGGAUAGCUGACCAGAUGCAAAGUCUUGAACACCUUCGUUGACUAUACACAAACGUUAUGAGUCGUAAUUACAUUAAAAGUUUUAUUUCUAUUACACAAAACCACUACUUAUUUUUUCGCAUGGUUCUGUAGAAUUUAUUGCUUGUUUAAACUCGCACCACAAUUUGUAUUCUUAUUAGGACAGGUAAAUUACACGGGUGCGUGUAGUAAAUAGAGCAUCAGUCAAUCAUCUAUCAGUCCCAUAUAUGCACUGGCCUAAGUUGCCACACCUCAUUAGUACAAAAAGAUGAACACCAAAUUCAUAGAAGUAGUUACUUCAACGGUAGUAAUAUAUAAGAAGAGAUUGCAUAUAGGGAUAUGAUACAGGAAGAAAAAAUUAGUUCGUAGAAAAAAGGUAUAAAGCAAUUUUAAUCUCUUAGUUUAAGGGAAGAUAGAGAGUGUAUACACCGACGCCAUUGUGAUCGAUUCUCAGCCAUGUCAUCAAGAGUCUCCAACCAUUGGUUACGACAGUCACGCGGACUCCAACUAAAUAGUCUGCAUCUACCAACAUGGCUCAGACUAGAAGUUAGUGACUUCAAGCACUGAUGCCAUGUUUUGGUUUGGCCGCCCCUAACUUUCUUCCAAC
Messenger RNA from Schistosoma haematobium, 2796 nucleotides. Its product is annotated as Programmed cell death protein 10. NCBI's taxonomy places the organism in Eukaryota, Metazoa, Platyhelminthes, Trematoda, Strigeidida, Schistosomatidae. Gene Ontology annotation, cellular component: FAR/SIP/STRIPAK complex; Golgi apparatus. The coding region runs from base 383 to 1000 and encodes 205 amino acids. Gene Ontology annotation, biological process: positive regulation of MAP kinase activity; regulation of Golgi organization. The record is from RefSeq and is a predicted model, not a curated record. The transcript has 7 exons. Gene Ontology annotation, molecular function: protein kinase binding.